Molecule: messenger RNA, 1120 nt
Organism: Python bivittatus (Burmese python)
Lineage: Eukaryota; Metazoa; Chordata; Lepidosauria; Squamata; Pythonidae
Gene: AKIP1
Product: A-kinase interacting protein 1
Biological process (GO): regulation of non-canonical NF-kappaB signal transduction
Cellular component (GO): nucleoplasm
Source: RefSeq, a predicted model, not a curated record
CGAAAGGAAGAAGGUGGACUGUGACGCAGCCUAUUGUGACGCAACGAACUGCUGUUCCGCGAAACGAACGUCCCCCCGCCCGGGCCGGCUGCAAGAAGCAGUUCCUUUCGUUAGAAGUUUUGAGAAAAUUAGCCGGUGACGUCAUGCGGUUCUCAUUCGACAGUUGUCAUUCGAAGGGAAGCGAGUAUUUCUUGUGAAGAGAUUCGCGUGGUUUCCAGAUAAAGCGGCUUUGUCAAGGAGGAGGCAAGCGCUCUAUUCCUCACUUCCGUUCCUUUGGUUUUGCUGUGCUUACAGCUCCUGUCCGGCGGUGCUGUCUUCAGGGCGCGUAUUGGCGGUCUGAGUCCAAGGAAUGGACUCCAACGCGCUUAGCGUGAACCAUCGCAUGCAGCGUACAGCAACACUUGCUCAGCAAGUUCUGGAGCGGGCGAAAACACGGAAAUUGAACUGGCCACUGCCUCCUCAACUCCAAAGGAGGACCUUUCGGGUAAAGGGAGGGACUGAUGAAGAUGCUUCUCUUGAUGCUGCUUUUGCUUCAUUUGCUGAACACAUGGGCUGUAUAUCUGCAGACUGUGAGAAUUACUACUGCUCAAUGCCACCAUUUCAGUUUGAAGAGCAUGAAGUUGCACAUAUUUUUCGCUAUCACAGCAAGGAAGCAUCUGAAAACUUGCUAAGAGCAUUUGAAAAUGAGGAAAAUAAAAAUGCUCCGAUAGUGGAAGAGCCUGAAUAUCACAAAACCCAAUCAGCUGCUUUAAUUCCAGCUAAGACCUCUACAUCAAAAGAGAUUUGCAUUAAAGUGUCUCCUGGCACAUACACAAUCAGCACAUCUUCGUAUGAUGACACCAUCAGAGAAGCACACCUAGUAAACGUUCAGCCAGGGCAAAGUGUAAACCUGACUUUUCAUUUAUGAUCUCCUCAUUAAGAUAACAAUUAAAAUAGAUUUCAAUGUCUGAAGUGCCAUCUUUUCAUACAUAAUACUUUUAGCCUUAUAUUACUUGAAUAUUCUGCUCCAUCUUAUUUUUUUACUGUUAUAGCUUGAACUCUGUUAAAAUUUGCUAUAGUUUGAAUCAUGAAUGUAUUUUUACUUGUAUGCUAUGUGAUUCUUUGUACCCAAUAAAUUGUG